Molecule: messenger RNA, 671 nt
Organism: Uloborus diversus
Lineage: Eukaryota; Metazoa; Arthropoda; Arachnida; Araneae; Uloboridae
Product: transformer-2 protein homolog alpha-like
Exons: 7
Coding region: 150-671 (173 amino acids)
Source: RefSeq, a predicted model, not a curated record
CGCGUUACAAGUGCGGUCCUGUCCUGAUCAAGUCUUCUAAGAAGCGAAGCCAUUUUGUUGUUUUGUUCUUUGUGGGAGAUUCUCGAAAUUGUUUGGGAGUUCAGUCUCUUUAGACUUUCUUUUUAUUUUGAGAUUGUUGAACAAUAAAUAUGAGUGAUCGUGAGAAUAGCCCUGAUGCUGUUGGAAAUAGUUCAGAAAGGCAGUCUCUAGAAGAAAAAACCCCAUCUGCUGAAGGAUCCCCUUCGCCGCAGGAAGUAGAGGAAGAGCGAAGAACUCACAGCCGGAGCCGCAGUCGUUCCCGAUCACAUUCGUUUAGAAGACGGCGAUCGUACUCAAGGUCUAGUAGAAACAAUGAAAAUCCUGAUGAAGUUGAAAAUGAACAUCAAAGAAGCCAUUCCAGAGGCGGCAGCCAUCGAUACAGGCACUACAGUAAAUCAAGAUCUCGUUCUCCUAGACAUCGUAGAUACUCCAGAAGCCGUAGCAGAAGCCGUUCAUAUUCUCCACGACGUUCAUACUCACCACAAUACAGCCCUAGACACUCAUACUAUGAUGAUAGGUAUUAUAAAUAUGGUGGUGGAAAAGGAGGUGGAGGAGGAGGUCGUUAUUCUUCUAGAUAUAAUAGAUCACCCAUGUCUAGUCGAAGAAGACACGUUGGAAACAGGAACUUUUAA